ACGAAGAACCCCCCAUCGCCGAUACGCCGAGGAAAAGAGAGAGCCAAGAAAAUGCAGAUCUUCGUGAAAACCCUAACGGGGAAGACCAUUACGCUGGAAGUUGAGUCCAGCGACACCAUUGACAAUGUGAAGGCCAAGAUCCAGGAUAAGGAGGGUAUUCCCCCCGACCAGCAGAGGCUGAUCUUUGCCGGAAAGCAGCUCGAGGAUGGCCGCACUCUCGCCGACUACAACAUUCAGAAAGAAUCAACACUACAUCUGGUUCUGAGGCUUCGUGGUGGGAUUAUUGAGCCUUCUUUGAUGGCAUUGGCCAGGAAAUAUAACCAGGACAAGAUGAUCUGUCGCAAAUGUUAUGCACGCCUACAUCCCCGUGCUGUCAACUGCCGGAAAAAGAAAUGUGGACACAGUAAUCAGCUGAGGCCAAAGAAGAAGAUCAAGUAGACUGCUGAUCCAGAGAAGGGAACGUUAUGGAACCUGAUAUGUCACUCAAUUCGCUCGCUGGCCUCUUAUGGUUCAUUAGGAUUAUGUGCUCAUCGGUUUAAGGACUCAAUUUUUGUAGUUUGACUUUGAAAGAUUUAAGUUUGGUUCCGCUUAUCACAAUUUUUGGUUGCUUUACAAUGGUUUUGACUCUAUUUGAAUCUAUUUUAGUGA
Momordica charantia (bitter melon) is the source of this 648-nucleotide messenger RNA. RefSeq names its product ubiquitin-ribosomal protein eL40 fusion protein. Gene Ontology annotation, molecular function: structural constituent of ribosome; protein binding. The record is from RefSeq and is a predicted model, not a curated record. Gene Ontology annotation, cellular component: ribosome. Lineage: Eukaryota; Viridiplantae; Streptophyta; Magnoliopsida; Cucurbitales; Cucurbitaceae. Gene Ontology annotation, biological process: translation.